AGAAGGGGAAUGGCGAUAGAUCACCAAGAAGCCCUCUCCUCUUCCUCUCCUGCAUCUUCUUCGUUCCAUCCAUGCAGCGCUGUUCGCCACUUUUAUGUCGCUGUCGACCGCCUUUUGUUUAAGAUGGAUACCCUGGUGGAUCUCCUAGGCGUAACAGGGCGGCGGCCGUUUCUUCCCGUUGUUCUGUGCUGCAAUUCGCGGGACGAGCUGGAUGCUGUUUAUUCUGCAGUAUCCAACCUCACCUUUAUCUCUUCGUUCCCGCUGUAUAGUGAUCAGUCUGAAACUGAACGGGCAUCUGUCCUUGAAAAUUUUCGUCAAUCAACCAUAAGAUGGAAUCAAAAUGCUAAUGCCCAUCCUGAUGAUGGUGUUGAUCCUGACAAUCAGAAGUCAUGCAUGAUAGUUGUGACAUAUGCUUGCCUUCCUUUUAUAACUUUGGGAGAGGCUCCUUUAGCUGCUCGUGUAUUGAUAAAUUAUGAGUUACCAUCGAAGAAGGAAACAUAUUUAAGACGCAUCUCAACUUGCUUGGCAGCAGAUGGAAUUGUGAUUAACAUGGUAGUUGGAGGUGAAGUAGUGAUUUUGAAAGGUCUCGAGGAGAGCAGUGGACUUAUAGUAGCAGAAAUGCCCAUUAACAUAUCUGAAAUCCUAUAAGCAUUUUAACGUUUCUCUAAUUUGGGAAAGGAAUACUUGUCUGUUAAAUGGACAUUUCCAGCAAGCAGCAUUGUUCUCCGCAUUUAGGAUUUGAUUUGCCAUUCUGUCCAAAGCACGAGGUAAGGGAAAAUUGUUUAAUUUGUGGUUGGAAGAAUCUUGUAUUCUUCCAUGACUAGUUAAAUAUGUUUCUAUUCUUCUCAUCAAGAGCACAUGCUCCUACUGUUACAAUUGCAAGGUUCAAAGCUUUUACGUUUUGGCUAUUGUACCUUUCUGAUCCAAAAUAGGGGGAUCAUUGAUGGAAAGAGAUUAUUUCAUUAA
Molecule: messenger RNA, 966 nt
Organism: Dendrobium catenatum
Lineage: Eukaryota; Viridiplantae; Streptophyta; Magnoliopsida; Asparagales; Orchidaceae
Product: ATP-dependent RNA helicase FAL1
Exons: 7
Coding region: 10-648 (212 amino acids)
Source: RefSeq, a predicted model, not a curated record